Seriola dumerili (greater amberjack) is the source of this 2478-nucleotide messenger RNA. Its product is annotated as protocadherin alpha-8-like. Gene Ontology annotation, cellular component: plasma membrane. The record is from RefSeq and is a predicted model, not a curated record. The coding region runs from base 1 to 2478 and encodes 825 amino acids. Gene Ontology annotation, biological process: homophilic cell-cell adhesion. The transcript has a single exon. Lineage: Eukaryota; Metazoa; Chordata; Actinopteri; Carangiformes; Carangidae. Gene Ontology annotation, molecular function: calcium ion binding.
AUGGGGACUAAAGGAAUAACCAGAACAAGUAACUCCUCUUGCUUUUCGUUUUACUUGUCUUUAAUGCUUUUUUUCGGAAAAUGGGCUUUGGCAGAAAUAAGGUACUCUAUUCCAGAGGAGGUUAAAGAAGGAACUGUUGUUGGAAAUGCUGCUAAGGAUCUUGGUCUUGACAUCACCUCUUUGUCUGACCGACGGUUCCGUGUUGUUUCUGAAUCUAAGGAGAUAUUUUUUGAGGUAAACCAGAACAAUGGGGCUCUCUAUGUUCAUAAGAAUAUCGACAGAGAGGAGCUCUGUCACGGCAGUGGUGCCUGCCUGAUGGAGCUAAAAGUCAUAGUCGAAAACCCUUUGGAAAUACACUAUGUUGUCGUGGAAAUUGUCGAUGUAAAUGAUCACACUCCUAGUUUUCCUGAAAAACAGCAGAGAUUUGAAAUAGCAGAACAUACGUUACCAGGAAAGCGAUUUCAGCUACACACUGCUCGUGACCCCGAUGCUGGAAUUAACUCUAUUCGUACAUACACUUUAACUUCAAAUGACCACUUUGAAAUAGAUAUCCGUCAAAGCGAUGAUGAAAAAAUACCAUUCUUAGUACUGAAGAAGUCAUUAGACAGAGAGCAAAAGAACAAACAAAGACUACUGGUUACAGCAGUUGAUGGAGGUAAACCUCCUAGAUCUGGCACACUGAAUGUUUCCAUUAUUGUUCUAGAUAUUAAUGACAAUCGUCCGAUAUUUAGUCAGGACGUUUACCAAAUUGAAAUACAAGAAAAUGUUGCAGUCGGUACUUUAGUAUUUCAAAUUAAUGCCACGGAUCCAGAUGAAGGCACCAACGGUGAAAUUGAAUACAGCCUUGGAAAAACUCUUAAGAAAAAAGUCUAUGACAUUUUUGAACUGGACAAAUUAACUGGAGAGAUUAGAGUAAAAGGAGUAGUGGAUUAUGAAGAAAACGAUGUUUAUAAACUGGAUAUUGAGGCAUCAGAUAAAGGAACACCUCCACUGACAGGUGAGUGUAGGGUCAUUGUAAAAAUAAAAGAUGUUAACGAUAAUCCACCGGAAAUAGAAGUAACAUCACUGUCAGAUACAGUGUCUGAAGACUCAAAGCCUGGAACAGUUAUUUCGCUACUGAGUGUGCGAGAUAAAGACUCCGGUGUUAACGGAAAAAUAAUUUCAAGUAUAACCUCAGACGUGCCUUUUCAAUUGCAACCAUCAUACAAAGAGAACAUAUAUUCAGUUAUUACUAAGGAUUUUUUAGAUAGAGAGGAGGUGUCACGUUAUGAAAUAACAGUAAAAGCCACUGAUGGUGGUGAACCUCCCCUAUCAACUUUCAAAAGUCUUAGCAUUCAUAUAUCAGAUGUAAACGACAAUAUUCCAAAAUUCUCCCAAAAUCCUUUACAAUUUUACAUGUCAGAAAAUAAUGUUGCUGGAAAGUCGAUAUUCUCUGUAAGUGCAACGGACAAAGAUGCAGACGACAAUGCAGCUAUUGCAUAUCAUAUUAUGAGAGAAGGGAGUCAAAAUGACAUAUUUUCUUUUCUAAAUAUAAAUCCCAGUAAUGGACACAUCACCGCGCAAAAAAGUUUUGACUUUGAAACAAUGAAAACUUUCCAGUUCAAAGUUGUUGCCUCAGACUCUGGCACUCCGUCACUAAGCAGCAACGUCACAGUGAACGUAUUCAUUCUGGAUCAGAACGACAACGCUCCAGUCAUCCUGUAUCCACUCAGCUCUAACGGUUCUGCUGAAGGUGUGGAGGAGAUUCCCCGCAACGUGAACGCAGGACACUUGGUGACUAAAGUCAGAGCCUAUGACGCUGAUAUAGGAUAUAACGGCUGGUUACUGUUUUCACUGCAGGAAGUUACUGACCACAGUCUCUUUGGUUUGGACCGUUAUACAGGACAGAUCAGAACACUUCGCUCAUUCACAGAGACAGACGAGGCUGAGCAUAAACUGGUCAUACUUGUCAAAGACAAUGGCAACGUUUCACUCUCAGCAACAGCUACUGUGAUUGUCAAACUUGUGGAGCCCAAAGAGGCUUUUGCAGCUUCUGAUGUGAAAAAUUCAGCAAAAGCAGAUGAGGAAAAUAAUGUGACUUUUUACCUGAUGAUAACUUUGGGCUCAGUUUCAGCACUUUUUCUCAUCAGUAUCAUCGUGCUGAUUGCAAUGCAGUGCUCAAAAUCCACAGACUAUAAUUCUAAAUAUCUACAAGAGACUAACUAUGAUGGGACACUGUGUCACAGCAUCCAGUACAGAUCUGGAGACAAACGGUACAUGUUAGUUGGACCCAGAAUGAGUAUAGGAUCUACUAUUGUCCCUGGAAGUCAUGCGAAUACACUUGUGCUUCCUGACAGGAGGAGAACAUCUGAAGAGGUACGACAUGUUUCGAUUUUAACUGAAAAUACCUUUCAUGCAGUCACAGAGAAUUUACUAAGGGUUAAGAUAUUUUCUUCCAAACUGAUAAGAUUAGAAACAUACAAAACAAUUUACUACUAG